AACUAUUAUCUUCUUCCACUUCCCAGUUCCCUCUUCCUCGUCCGCUCUGCAUUUAUCCUGCAAAUGACGACUAAUGGCGACACCGCGAGAGCUCGCAAAAAGAAGAAAAAAGAGAUAACUUUUCCUUGCAUUAAAAAUGAUCAAUUUUCAAAAAACGCAAUCCUGACGCUUAUUUAAUUCGAUAAAUCGAAAACGACCACAGAUUUCAGUCUGCGAUUGCUUCCGUUUCUUGAAAGCCGGCGAGUCUCACCGCUUCUUAUACCAGUUUCUCCUCUUCCUCAAACGCUUCCAAAAGCAUUUACCAGCCUCCACUACAUCCAGGCACCCCGUGGGAGAGCAUCUUCGAUUUCCCUAGGGUUUGCUUCCUGCCAUUUGGAGAAGGAUGAAGAGAUCGAAGAGCAUGGAAGCCAUUGCUGGGAGGAAAUGGAGGUUAUCUCACAUCCUCUUCGCAAUGGCUGCAGUUUAUCUUCUCAUCAUCGGUUUCAAGUUCCACCACAUACUAGAGCUCGCCGGUUUGAUUAACGAUGACCGGAAUUUCAACGAAAUUGAUCGUCUUGUGGAUCUUGACGGUGUCGCCGAAAUCAGCCGGCCGGUCUUCAUCUCCUCUUCGGACUCACUCCACCGCCGCCUCGACGACGGAAACCCUCCGCCGAAGCCCGGCGGGGAUCCGAUCGUUCUCCCAACGCACCACUUAUUGCUGAAACGACGGCAGUGGGGUUGCAACAGCACUGAGUUGGAGAGGACGGCUCAUGAAGCUUGGGCUUUAGGAAUGAAAGCUUGGGAGGAAGUAAAGCAUUACGAAGACAAAGGGGAUUUGAAGCCACCUGCGUUGCUUGAAGGGAAGCAGGAGCCCUGCCCAUCGUCUGUCUCCAUGGGUAAAAGUGAUAUGGGAACCCAAGAGAGCUUAAUGUUUCUUCCAUGUGGACUUGAGGUGGGAUCUUCCAUCACUGUGAUCGGUACUCCUCACAGAGCUCAUGAGGAAUAUGUGCCUCAUCUGGCAAAGUUGAAGCAGGGGAAAGGAGUAGCCAUGGUGUCCCAGUUCAUGGUUGAGCUGCAAGGACUGAAGGCUGUUGAUGGAGAGGAGCCGCCCAAGAUUCUGCACUUUAAUCCGAGGCUGAAGGGUGAUUGGAGCGGCAGAGCUGUCAUUGAGCACAAUACAUGUUUCAGAAAGCAAUGGGGGAAAUCAAUGCGGUGUGAUGGAGUUGCUUCUGAGGAUGAUGAUGAUACAGUUGAUGGAUUCAUUAAAUGUGAAAAAUGGUUCCGUAGUGAUGUCGUUGAUUCAAAAGAAUCCAAAUCGACUUCUUGGUUGAAGAGAUUCAUCGGUCGAGCAAAGAAGCCAAAACUAACAUGGCCUUAUCCAUUUGUAGAGGGCAGGUUGUUUGUCCUAACGUUUCAAGCUGCAGUGGAAGGAUAUCAUGUCUAUGUUGGCGGACGACACAUAACUUCAUUCCCAUAUAGGCCGGGGUUUACUAUUGAAGACACUGCCAGUAUAGCUAUCAAAGGAAAUGUUGAUGUACAUUCAGUAUUUGCUUCUUCUCUUCCCAGUUCCCACCCAAGUUUUUCUCGCCAGCAAGUUCUGGAACUCUCAGAAUCAUGGAAGUCUGGUCCUCUUCCAAAACAGCCCAUUGUACUUUUUGUUGGCAUUCUCUCUGCUGCCAAUCAUUUUGCUGAACGCAUGGCUAUUAGAAGAACAUGGAUGCAAUAUUCUGCUAUCAAGUUAUCAAAUGUUGUCGCCCGUUUCUUUGUUGCACUGAGUCCAAUGAAGGAAGUUAAUGUGGUUUUGAAGAGAGAAGCAGAAUAUUUUGGAGAUAUCAUAAUAUUGCCAUUCAUGGAUCGUUAUGAGCUAGUGGUGCUAAAAACUGUCGCAAUUUGUGAGUUUGGGGUAAAGAACUUGACUGCUGCUUACAUUAUGAAAUGCGAUGAUGAUACAUUUGUACGGCUAGAUGUUGUGCUGAGGGAGGUGCAUAAUGCUGCUGGCCAGAAAUCCCUUUAUAUGGGUAAUCUAAAUAUCUUCCACAGGCCCCUCAGGAAUGGAAAAUGGGCAGUAACAUAUGAGGAAUGGCCGGAGAAAGUUUAUCCUCCAUAUGCCGAUGGACCUGGUUACAUAAUAUCGAGCGACAUUGCAAAGUUUAUUGUAUCUAAGCACGCGAACCAUACCUUGAGUAUGUUCAAGAUGGAAGAUGUGAGCAUGGGCAUGUGGGUUGAGGAGUUCAAUGCUUCCACCCCGGUCCGGUAUUCCCACAACUGGAAGUUCUGCCAGUAUGGCUGCAUGGAUGAUUACUACACUUCACAUUACCAAUCUCCAAGGCAAAUGAUCUGCCUGUGGGAUAAACUGGCGAGAGGCCGAGCUCGCUGCUGCAACUUUAGAUGAUGAAUGCAUUGUUCUUUUCCUAACCAAUUUAUUCAAUUCUCACAGCAUUUUUACACUUGUUUUUUUUUUAUAAGAUGGAAAGUUAAACUUUGUAAGUACUGUAUAAAGCCUGAAAAGACCACCAAUAGAUGUGCAGUUCAUUCUUAAAAUAAAUUGC
Phalaenopsis equestris is the source of this 2528-nucleotide messenger RNA. Its product is annotated as hydroxyproline O-galactosyltransferase GALT2-like. The record is from RefSeq and is a predicted model, not a curated record. Gene Ontology annotation, molecular function: galactosyltransferase activity; carbohydrate binding. Gene Ontology annotation, cellular component: Golgi membrane. The coding region runs from base 383 to 2371 and encodes 662 amino acids. The transcript is spliced from 7 exons. Lineage: Eukaryota; Viridiplantae; Streptophyta; Magnoliopsida; Asparagales; Orchidaceae.